UCCCAGGCUCCCCUGCCUCCCAGUUUGAGAAGAGAGAGGGCAGGAAAAUGAGACGGGGCUGGCCCAGAUCCCAGUGAAGUAGCUUCCACAUGGCCGAACAGAGCUCCAAGCAGGAGCUCACAAAGCAGGGCUUUGAUGGUGGCCCUGCAGGCCCGGCCUCUCCCCUCUCCCUCAGGGUGCUUCGCUUGGUUCAUUCUGGGCCUCCCGUGAGCCUGAUUGAAUGGGAAACGGUGGGCCUGAGAAGUUCCUUGUGACAAGCUAAUCCCAGCUUGCUGACCUGACCACACCUCCAAAGGAAACAGCCUCCCGAGCUCCAGAACAAUUCAGGCACCCAGUAGCCCCAAGAAAGAGCUAUCAGGGACGGUCAAGGCUCGGGUGAAAUCACACAGCUUGCAAGACAGGAUUGGAAUCCAAGUCCCAUAUCCUGUUCCUUAGCCGCUUCUUGGUGCCUACAGAAGUCACAGCUUAGUGUCUUCAAGAGGCAGUAUGUCAGAGGGGGUGGGCACAUUCCGAAUGGUCCCUGAAGAGGAGCAGGAGCUCCGGGCACAGCUAGAACAGCUCACAACCAAGGAUCAUGGUCCUGUCUUUGGCCCAUGCAGCCAGCUGCCCCGCCACACUUUGCAGAAGGCUAAGGAUGAGCUGAAUGAAAGGGAGGAAACCCGGGAUGAGGCGGUGAGGGAGCUACAGGAGCUGGUCCAGGCACAGGCAGCUUCUGGGGAAGAGUUGGCCGUGGCAGUGGCUGAGAGGGUGCAGGCAAGAGACAGCGCCUUCCUCCUGCGCUUCAUCCGUGCCCGAAAGUUUGAUGUGGGCCGGGCUUAUGAGCUGCUCAAAGGCUAUGUGAACUUCCGGCUCCAGUACCCUGAACUCUUCGAUAGCCUAUCUAUGGAGGCUCUCCGCUGCACUAUCGAGGCCGGUUACCCUGGUGUCCUUUCCAGUCGGGACAAGUAUGGUCGAGUGGUUAUGCUCUUCAACAUUGAAAACUGGCACUGUGAAGAAGUCACCUUUGAUGAGAUCUUACAGGCAUAUUGUUUCAUUCUGGAGAAACUGCUGGAGAACGAGGAAACCCAAAUCAACGGCUUCUGUAUUGUGGAGAACUUCAAGGGCUUCACCAUGCAGCAGGCCGCGGGACUCCGCCCCUCCGAUCUCAAGAAGAUGGUGGACAUGCUCCAGGAUUCAUUCCCAGCCAGGUUCAAAGCUAUCCACUUCAUCCACCAACCAUGGUACUUCACCACCACUUACAAUGUGGUCAAGCCCUUCUUGAAGAACAAGUUGCUACAGAGGGUCUUCGUUCAUGGAGAUGACCUGGACGGCUUCUUCCAGGAGAUUGAUGAGAAUAUCUUGCCUGCUGACUUUGGGGGUACACUGCCCAAGUAUGACGGCAAAGUUGUCGCUGAGCAGCUCUUCGGUCCCCGGGUUGAGGUUGAGAACACAGCCUUGUGAGGAGAUGCCCUACCAUGUGAUCCUCAUUAGCAUCCCGGCCCUUCCUCAGCUUUCCUGAACCCAAAACAGGGAACGGAACGCCUGAGGUGACUGGUUUCCCCAGCCUUCCCUAGGUUUAGGACCGCUCUAGUGGCAUCUCAUCCCAAACCGACCUAGAGGACAGUGAGGCACAGGCAUGUCUUUUUUUUUUUUUUUUUUUUUCCUCCAUUUUUCUUUUCUUCGGAGAUGGGGACCGAACCCAGGACCUUGCGCUUGCUAGGCAAGCGCUCUACCACUGAGCUAAAUCCCCAACCCCACAGGCAUGUCUUUAAUAGGAGACUUGUGGGGCAGCUAAAUUCCCAUCAGCCUUUGCGGUUACAGGGCAAUGACUUUGAGAGAAGUUAGGAUUUCACAGACUAAUUAGGUGGCUUCUCCGUGAUUGUCUUUGUAAUCGCUUUGAUACUUAGGGUGUGAAGGUGAGUGAGAAGCUUACUUGCAAUUCAGUUAAAAAAAGAAAGAGAGGGGCUUAAAGCUCUAAUGAUCUUAGCAGCAGUGGGCAGAUAAGGGGUUUCCCACCUAAGAUUCCAGGGAGGGAGUAGCAGCCUUAGAACAGUUGUAUUUGGGGCUGACUUGCGGAUGAACGCCCUGCGGAUGAACGCCCUCGUAGCUAAGAGCUCUGGACUCUGUCCAGGGUAGAAGUCACGUCCCUUCCUCUCCAUCCACCGUAGGUGUGAUUUUUGGGGCCAGGGCUCCCAUUCACUAGAUGCUGUUUGCUUUGUUGGAUGGUCUUACUUAAAUGCACCUUUGACAUUGUCCCCAGACACUCUUAGUCCUUAUUAGACAAAUAAAACCGUUCUUUGUCUUGUGUCA
Rattus norvegicus (Norway rat) is the source of this 2289-nucleotide messenger RNA. It is a transcript of the gene Rlbp1, whose product is annotated as retinaldehyde binding protein 1. Gene Ontology annotation, cellular component: cytoplasm; cytosol. The transcript has 9 exons. Lineage: Eukaryota; Metazoa; Chordata; Mammalia; Rodentia; Muridae. The record is from RefSeq and is marked validated. Gene Ontology annotation, molecular function: 11-cis retinal binding. Bases 487 to 1440 code for a protein of 317 amino acids.